This is a messenger RNA of Mucor velutinosus, 639 nucleotides long. RefSeq lists its product as uncharacterized. The transcript is spliced from 2 exons. The coding region runs from base 1 to 639 and encodes 212 amino acids. The record is from RefSeq and is a predicted model, not a curated record. Lineage: Eukaryota; Fungi; Mucoromycota; Mucoromycetes; Mucorales; Mucoraceae. Gene Ontology annotation, molecular function: nucleic acid binding; zinc ion binding.
AUGAUGAACAGCAACAAGGAUUAUCUCAGUGAGGGCUCCUCUAUCAGCUCGGUGUUGUCUGACUUGGUGAAUGAGAUGAGGGCACUCAAGAUCAGUUGUGUGGAACAGAAGGAAUUGAUUCAGCAACAGCAACACAUCAUUGCACAACAUAACCUGGUUAUACAACAACAAGGUGAUGGAGGAAAUGGCAAUCACUAUCAACAACGUAGCAACUUCCAGCAACAGCAGCAACCAAGACUAUUUAAUGAUUCAUGUUACAACUGUGGCGAGUAUGGGCAUAUUGCUCGAGUGUGUCCAGUUCCACCAAGAAAAAGACAGCAACCAGGUUUCCGUGGUAGUGGCAUUGCUGGUCCUAAUCAGCUGGGUAACACCAAUCAAACGGACAACAAUGAGGGAAACAAUGGUAACAAGGAGAAUUCGGGAAAAGAGUUGGGCCGUCAAGAAAUUGAGCUAGAUGUGAAUGCAGUCAAGAGAGGAAGAGGUGCCAUGUCGGAUGAGGGUGUUCAAGGUAAUCCACGCAAGAGGGGCAAGGAUAAUGGUGAUCCAGGUCCAUCAACACUGGCUCAUCGAUCUCAACAGCAACAACCAUCAGCAGUAGUAACUUCACAGCAACCAACCCACGAGGAAAACAUAGUGUAA